AUGGCCGACCGCCCGCCGCCCACCGUUGUUCCGCGCGCAUCGCGACGCGCCAGGCUGCCCUCGUUUGUGCGCCUACCCAUGCUGAUCAUCCUGAACAUCUGCUUGCAAAGCGCGCUUUGGACGGGUGCGGAAAACGUGCUCUCUCAUGAGCUCGGCGCUGUGAGCAAGGUUCCGCGACCCGGGCAAGAGCAGGAAGGGUUCGGGGAGCUUACAGAGCCCAUCGUGCGGCUUGUGAGCAAGAUCGCGUUGGUGUCUGUCGCGUGGAAGCUGCGAUAUGACUACUUCGACAUCGGCGCGCUUACAGCCGUCAUCAACAUCCCCUUCGCCUUCCUCCUCACCACCUUCUACAACAUCUCCCUCUUGACUGCCGCCGCCCACGUUGCCAUCGAAGUCAUCUCCAUCGCGCUCCCAACGUACCUCCUCCGCCCCAUCGCCGACAUCAACAACCCGGCCGUCCCGAUCCGCAACCGCUACCUUCUCAACAGCUUCCAGGUCUCAUGGUCCAACACCGCGCUCGCGGUUGGCGUCUACGCCACCGUGCUGUACAGCUCCCUGCAGACAAACUGGCUCACCAUCUUCCUCAUCAACCACUUCGACCUCCCCAGUGUCGAGCUCGCCCACGACGUCCAGGCCGCGACUUUUAUCCCGAAGCUCCUCGUCGCGGGCUACGCCACGAAAGCCUUCCUCUUGGAUCCCGCCAUCGGCGCGCAGCCUGAGACGGGUGCGGUGACUCCUGUAGGCCCAUUCGAGCCUGCCACCGCGACUCUCCCGCAGACGCUGAAGCACAACUUCUGGUUCUUCAGCAGGCGCACGCGGACGCUGAUUCAGCGGAGCGCUGUGCUGAGCACCUUCCUACUUGCGAACACUGUCCUCAGGGGCGCGACGCUCGAGGGAAGCGAGAUUGCUGGCUCUGCUGGGUACGCUGGUGUGUGGAUCCUCGCAGCCAACAUCUGCGCUGCGUGGUUCGUGUGGACUGGCGAUGCCGAUCCGUAG
Paraphaeosphaeria sporulosa is the source of this 993-nucleotide messenger RNA. RefSeq lists its product as uncharacterized. The record is from RefSeq and is a predicted model, not a curated record. NCBI's taxonomy places the organism in Eukaryota, Fungi, Ascomycota, Dothideomycetes, Pleosporales, Didymosphaeriaceae. The coding region runs from base 1 to 993 and encodes 330 amino acids. The transcript is spliced from 2 exons.